GAAGUGUCAGAAACCAGUUUGACAUCGAUCCGGCUUGAAUUUUAAUAAGGCUGUCGGUAUUUGAAUUUUGUCGGGGGAUUUCCACACGCAAUCUCCAUUGUUCCAUCUUUGGUGCUAAACCAGCGAAACAAAACAUAACUUCGCAUACUCUUUGUUCGGUGCAAUGUCUGAAAAGCCCCGCGUACUAAUCCUUGGAGGAUGUGGCUUUAUCGGUCGACACUUGGUCGACUUCUUGGUGAAGAACGAGUUAGCUUCCGAAAUCCGCGUUGUGGAUAAGACCCCACCCCAGAUGGCCUGGCUGAAUAAAACCCACACGAAUGCCUAUGAGAAUCCACUUGUUGAGUUCUGCAGCGCUAAUUUGAUUAAUCCAGUUUUUUGUAAGAAGGCAUUCGCAGCACCAUCGUCUGGAACAUGGGACAUUGUGGUAAAUUGUGCGGCAGAGAAUCGCCCCAAUCAAAGUGAUGCGGUAUACAAAGAAGGGAUCUACAAGUUAAGUGUAAACUGCGCCAACGAGGCCGCACAAAUCGGUGCCAAACGUUAUAUUGAGCUGAGCUCAGGUAAUAUUGCAUCCAGUGAAAAAACUGCACUUGCAGAGAAUUGUAAAACCGAUCCAUGGACAAGCUUGGCCAAAUUUAAACUUAAAGUCGAAAAAGAAUUAUCUUCGGUGCCAAAAUUGAACUAUACUGUACUUAGACUACCGAUCGUUUAUGGGGUAGGCGAUACGCGGUGGUUAACACCUCGUAUUAUCAUUUCCGCCUUGUACAAAUAUUUGGGCGAAACAAUGAAACUUUUAUGGAACGAAAGCAUGAAGUUGAAUACUGUCCACGUAGGCGAUGUUGCUGCUGCUGUGUGGGAGUUGGCACAAAAUCCAAAAGCUAGUGGUCAAAUUUAUAAUAUUGUUGAUGAUUCAGAUUCAACGCAGGGAUCUAUUAGUGACAUACUGGCAGAUAUUUUUGGAAUCAAUGUCGACUACUGGGGCGUAACCAUAUCGAACAUAACCAAGGUAAACAUGUCGGAUGUGAUUGGCGAAAUAAACGACAAACAUAUGGGACCAUGGGCCGAACUUUGUCAAAAAGACGAAGUUUACAAUACACCUCUCACACCGUAUAUGGACGAGGAGCUUCUUUACCACAAACACUUGAAUCUUGACAACUCAAAGUUAAAAUCUCUGAACUAUGAGCUUCGUGUGCCUAAAAUAACAGCUGACCAAGUGAAGGAAAUCAUUCUGGACUAUGCAGAUCGAAAACUUUUCCCCCAAUCACUUGUGAUGACUUAGGAAUUCCAUAUUUUACUGGCAGACAUCAUUUUACUUUAUUAAGUUGAAAGUAAAACGCAUGCAAUGCAAUUUCCACAUGCAUAUCAAUUUUAACUAUAUGUGUAAAGGAAUUUAUUACGAGGAUAUUACCGAGAACUGAAAUGAGAAGUUCAUUGGGACUACUAUUACUUAGAAUUAGAAUUGAUGAUAAAUAAUAAAUGUUUCCAAUUAAAUGCUGUGACAUAGAUUCUCAUGAGUAACAUUUAAAGAACCGAGGACUGAGUACUUAUGUAAAACUUUUUAAAUAAAACGUGAAAAUGAUGUGCCUAAUUUCUAUAAAAUAAUUUUAUUAGAUUCAUAAGUACUAUCAAAAUUUAUAAAGGUCUCAUUUAUACAGUCGUUGUAUUGUUAUACAUGAUGAUAAUAAAGAUAUAAGCAAACCUCAACAAGGCAA
Molecule: messenger RNA, 1709 nt
Organism: Hermetia illucens (black soldier fly)
Lineage: Eukaryota; Metazoa; Arthropoda; Insecta; Diptera; Stratiomyidae
Product: methionine adenosyltransferase 2 subunit beta
Exons: 5
Coding region: 164-1276 (370 amino acids)
Source: RefSeq, a predicted model, not a curated record